UCAUUGCUGCUUGUUGUGCAUCUUCUCUGGCAAUUUUUAUUUGAUCUAUUUAAUGAUUAACGGGCGUGCAUUGCUUAAUCCUGUUCAAUGGUACUGAAGAGACGGAACAGACAAGACCAGAUGGACACAGCAAGAUACCUUUUGUAGCACUAAACAGUUAAAAGGAAAAUGAAGCCCAUCUUCUCCUUGUGUUUAUUGCUGGCUGGUUUGUAUACUGCUGCCCAUUGUCAUCAGCAUCCUCAUUAUCCCAAUAAGCAGGAUGAUCCUAAAGGGAUGUAUUACCCACAACGCAGUUCUCAUGGGAAAGGAAUUUAUCCAGUUAAGAACAAUACUUUUGGCAAACUAGUUUCCAGCAAUGCUGACUUUGCAUUUUUAUUUUACAAGCUGAUUGCAUCUGAAGCAACUGAUCAAAAUAUUUUCUUUUCACCCAUAAGCAUCUCUGCUUCCUUUGCAAUGCUGGCACUUGGUGCCAAGUCAGCAACACUGACGCAGAUUCUGGAAGGGCUUGCCUUUAACCUGGAAAAGACUCAGGAGCAGGAAAUACAUGAAGGUUUUUGCCAGCUCCUCCACAUGUUGAAUCGCUCAGACACUGAACUCCAGCUGAGCCUAGGCAAUGCCCUUUUUAUAGAAGAGACACUAAAACCACUACAGAAGUUCCUUGAUGAUGUCAAAAGCUUUUAUGAAUCUGAAGUCUUUUCCACUGAUUUUAACAACUCCUCUGGUGCAGAGAAUCAGAUCAACAGUUAUGUUGAGGAAAAGACAAAUGGGAAAAUCACUAAACUAGUGGAAAAUCUUGAUCCUUUCACCACCAUGAUUCUUGUUAACUAUGUCUUCUUUAAAGCCCAGUGGGAGAAACCCUUCAGUACUUCAUACACAAAACAGGAGGAUUUUUUUGUGGAUCAGGAAACAUCUGUAAAAGUUGACAUGAUGUAUCGAAAGGGAUACUACAGAACUUACUUUGAUGAAGAACUGUCCUGUUGGCUAGUUCAGAUACCUUACAAUGGAAAUGCUGCAGCAUUAUUUGUUUUGCCCGACAAAGGGAAGAUGAAGCAAGUGGAAGAUGCUCUCUUGAAAAGGACUGUAUCUAAAUGGGGAAAGUUCCUCCGAGACAGAAAAAUACAUCUGCACAUUCCAAAACUUUCUAUUUCUGGUACAUAUGAUGUGAAAAGUAUAGUCAAACAAGUGGGGAUGAUUGAUCUGUUCACUGAACAAGCUGAUCUCUCAGGGAUUACUGGAGAGCCUGGACUAAUGGUUGCAAAAGUGAUCCACAAAGCCGUACUGAAUGUUCAUGAAAACGGCACUGAAGCAGCUGGGGCCACAGUUAAGGAGAUUACCUGGCGAUCUGGCGAUUUUCCUCACCCACGUCGAAUCAGAUUCAACAGGCCUUUUCUCCUGGCAAUUCUGGAUAAAUACACCCACAGCAUCCUUUUCAUGGGAAAAAUCGUAAACCCUCUGAAAAAUGACUGAUCUACCAGAGAACAUGCACUUACACAUUGCCGGCUAAAUCCCUGCAAUCCAGUGAAACACCUGUGCAUGCACGCCAUUAUGUACUAGUGCUCAUCUUUCACCCAUUAUUUUUAUAUACAUUAAUUAAUCCCUUAAAAAACAAACCCUAUUUUUCCUUGUAUAAAAGUCGCUGGUAUUUCCACCAGUCUAUAGCUGGGGAUAGCUUGCAGUGUCAGAGCAGUUUUUACCAGUUUUGUAAGAAGCUCUUUUGUAAGAAGCUGCUGACAUGCUCCAGUGGGUUAUUUGAGGUGGCUCAAAGCCUCUGGAUAAUGUAGCUACUGCUGUACACUCACGGUGUGUGUACUGGACAGCAGGAAAAGGGAAUCAAGGAAAAGAAGGUGUAAGGUAUAAAUCCUGUCUCUUUAAUACUCUAACCUUAAUGACUAGGUUUAAAUACAGAUUCCCUUAAUAUUGGAGUGAAUUUCCAUUAAUUUAUUUGGUUUUUAACCAAGUAUGGUGUGAAGCUGCAGGAUCAGUGACUGGGACACUGGAAGAUACACCAAUGUAAAGUGUUGAUGAGUGUAGCUGGUUUAGCUUGCCUCACUUUUUCCUCUUCAGAGGAAGCCAUCCUCAUGAAAACAAGAAGGUUGGUUUUGCUUUACGAAUAAUAUUUAUUCUACUAAGCAAGGAAGCCAUAGCAGCAAAAGGACUCUGUUUUAUCCUGUUAAUACAGCUAUUAUUGCCAAUGCCCUGAGAUAAAAGUAUGAUGGAGCAGUACA
Neopsephotus bourkii (Bourke's parrot) is the source of this 2225-nucleotide messenger RNA. Its product is annotated as alpha-1-antitrypsin-like. The coding region runs from base 169 to 1467 and encodes 432 amino acids. NCBI's taxonomy places the organism in Eukaryota, Metazoa, Chordata, Aves, Psittaciformes, Psittacidae. Gene Ontology annotation, biological process: negative regulation of endopeptidase activity. The transcript has 5 exons. Gene Ontology annotation, molecular function: serine-type endopeptidase inhibitor activity. The record is from RefSeq and is a predicted model, not a curated record.